Messenger RNA from Carcharodon carcharias (great white shark), 6361 nucleotides. RefSeq names its product DEAH (Asp-Glu-Ala-His) box polypeptide 36 (gene dhx36). The transcript has 25 exons. Bases 172 to 2865 code for a protein of 897 amino acids. Gene Ontology annotation, cellular component: cytoplasm; intracellular anatomical structure; nucleus. NCBI's taxonomy places the organism in Eukaryota, Metazoa, Chordata, Chondrichthyes, Lamniformes, Lamnidae. Gene Ontology annotation, molecular function: DNA helicase activity; G-quadruplex RNA binding; ATP binding. The record is from RefSeq and is a predicted model, not a curated record.
GGCGGCGGGGGCGCGCCCUCGGCCGCUGGGGGCUGGGAAAGCUCGGCGGGCGGGAGAGGCCGGGGCCGGCACCCCGGACACCUGAAAGGCAAAGACAUCGGCCUGUGGUACGCGAAGCGGCAGGGCCAGAAAAGCAAGGAGCAGGAGCGGAGUGAGAGGGCAGUUGUGCAGAUGGAUGAAGCAAGAGAGGAACACAUCACCCGACUACUGAAUUCUGUCCAGACACGGAGUGACUACAAAGACCAACGUGCCUCAGUGUCAGCUGACUCCAGCAAAAACUGGAGAAGUGCAUAUCCCUCCACUUCAACCAACAAGGAAACUAAACCAGAGGCCAGUGCUGACCUAGAGUACCUCUUUGAAACCAUUACUCAGGAUGUGUUUUUGGAUGAGGAGCUGAGGGAAGACCUUCUGAAGAAGAAAACGAGUUUGAGAUAUCUGGAGAUGAAGAGAUUCCGGGAAAAACUCCCCUCCUACAGCAUGAAGAAUGAGGUUAUCGACUUGAUAAAUAACAAUCAGGUGCUUGUCAUAAGCGGAGAAACCGGAUGUGGGAAAACCACGCAAGUGACCCAGUUCGUUCUGGAUGACUACAUUGAGAAUGGAAAGGGUUCUUUGUGCAGGGUUGUAUGUACCCAGCCCCGUCGGAUCAGCGCAAUUUCUAUAGCUGAGAGGGUAGCAGCAGAAAGAGCAGAAGCCUGUGGAGAUGGAAACAGUACUGGCUACCAGAUCAGGUUACAGAGUCGCUUGCCACGGAAGCAAGGCUCCAUUUUGUACUGCACUACAGGAAUCAUUCUCCAGUGGCUUCAGUCAGACGCCCUUCUGUCCACCGUCAGCCACCUUGUUUUGGAUGAAGUUCACGAGAGGAGUUUGCAAUCUGAUGUCCUGAUGACGAUUGUGAAGGACGUUCUGCCCUUCAGGUCGGACCUAAAAGUGAUAUUGAUGAGCGCAACUCUAAACGCCGACAAGUUUUCGGAAUAUUUUGGCAGCUGCCCCAUGUUGCAUAUUCCAGGAUUUACAUAUCCAGUGAAAGAAUACAUUUUGGAAGAUGUAAUUGAGUUGCUCCAAUAUCACCCACAAAACCAAGAAGUUCGGAGACCAUCUUCAAAGAGAAGGUUCAUGCAAGGUUGCAUGUUUCGACCCGAGAAAGAGCAAGUGGAGGAAGAAUACCAACUGCAGUGGCCAGAAUAUAUGAGAGAGUUGCAAGGAAGGUAUUCCGACAGUACGAUUGAAGCCUUGGAAAUUCUGCACGAUGAUGAUAAAAUAGACCUUAAUUUGAUUGUAGCUCUCAUAAGGCAUAUUGUUUUCCAUGGGGAGGAUGGUGCCAUUUUAGUUUUCCUUCCUGGCUGGGACAAUAUUAGCACCUUGAAUGACCUUCUAACUGCACAAACCAUGUUCAAAUCAGAUCGUUUUGUGAUUAUUCCUCUUCACUCUCUCAUGCCUUCGGUGAAUCAGACAGAGGUUUUUAAGAAGCCACCUCCGGGAGUUCGCAAAAUUGUAAUUGCUACCAACAUUGCGGAGACAAGCAUCACCAUAGAUGAUGUGGUUCAUGUGAUAGAUGGCGGAAAGAUAAAAGAGACUCACUUCGACACUCAAAACAAUAUCAGCACAAUGGCAGCAGAGUGGGUCAGUAAAGCUAAUGCCAAGCAACGGAAAGGUCGAGCUGGCAGGGUGCAGCCCGGUUCCUGUUACCACCUGUAUAAUGGAUUGCGAGAGAGCCUUCUUGAUGACUAUCAGCUUCCAGAAAUCAUGAGGACUCCACUUGAAGAGCUUUGCUUACAGAUCAAGAUUUUAAAUCUUGGUCGAAUUGCCCAUUUCCUGGAGAAGGCAAUGCAGCCUCCAUCAAAGGAAGCUGUCAACCUGGCUGUGACCCAUCUUAAAGAGCUGAAUGCCUUGGACAGGAAUGAAGAGCUUACUCCGCUCGGCGUCCAUUUAGCCCGUCUGCCAGUGGAGCCCCACAUCGGGAAAAUGAUUCUGUUUGGAGCAUUGUUGUGCUGUUUGGACCCAGUUCUCACCAUCGCAGCCAGUCUCAGUUUCAAGGAUCCGUUUGUGAUCCCAUUGGGUAAAGAGAAACUGGCAGAUGCAAAACGCCGAGAAUUGUCCAAGCAGUCUCGGAGUGACCACCUGACUGUGGUCAAUGCAUUUAAGGGCUGGGAAGAGGCAAAAAGAAGAGGUUUCAGGUCAGAGAAAGACUACUGCUGGGAAUACUUUCUUUCUCCAAACAAUCUGCAGAUGCUUCAUAACAUGAAAGGACAGUUUGCUGAGCACCUGCUGGUGGCUGGCUUUGUCAGCAGCAAGAAUCCCAAAGAUCCCAAGGCAAAUAUAAAUUCAGACAACGAGAAGUUAAUUAAAGCUGUGGUUUGUGCUGGCUUGUAUCCAAAAGUGGCAAAAAUACGACCAAGUUUCAGCAAGAAGAGAAAAAUGGCUAAAGUCUUCACCAAGUCAGAUGGAAGAGUCAACAUUCACCCAAAAUCUGUCAAUGCCGAAGAGGGUGAAUUUGAGCACAACUGGUUAAUCUACCAUUUGAAGAUGAGAACAAGCAGCAUCUACCUGUAUGAUUGCACUGAGGUCUCCCCUUACUCCUUGCUGUUCUUUGGAGGAGAUAUCUCGAUACAGAAGGAGCAAGGCCAGGAGACCAUCUCUGUGGAUGAGUGGAUUGUGUUCCAGUCGCCAUCCAGAAUAGCCCAUUUAGUAAAGGACCUGAAGAGGGAACUAGAUGCCCUUCUGCAAGACAAGAUUAAGAAGCCCCGACCUGUGGAUUGGAAUAAUCGAUCGAAAGACUGUGCUGUCCUUUCAGCAAUCAUAGACUUGAUAACCACACAAGACAACGCCAACGCAAAGAACUACACACCCCGAUUCCAGAGCUACUGAAACCACAAUGCCUGUCACCAGUUUUCUAGAGGGGUUCAGGCUGAACCUAAAACACUUUAUUGUAGCUCACAAAUACAGAGUUGUUUUGUGUCAUUGACAUUUUUUGACUAACUGAACAGAGGUUUUGGAAAAUAUGCCCGAGGGUCUCAGUGGUAAGAUUGCAUUGGCCUGUGCAUGUAGAAUAAAAUGCCCGGUGUGUUUAAAAAGUGUAACUACGUUCUGCCUUAGAUUGUAGACCCUACAGAGAAAGAGGGAUGCAGGUGUGACACCUUGAUGAUCUAAGGCAGCUCUCCUGGAUAGCUUUGUUUUUCAUUUGUCACCUCCCAGAAUAAAAAGCUGUGCUUUCCAAUUCUAGGUUAAAGUGGAAAAAACCCCCCAUCCCAGAAAAGUUCAGAGGUUAGACUUUUCUUUUAAGAUUGAAAUGAAGGUUAAGUAAGUUAGAGUAAGGACAGGAAAUACACACAAAUCUAACAGUGUCAAGAGUAAUCUUUAGGAGCAGACCCCUUAUCAGAUCCCUGGGUUGACCUGAAAUUAUACCCAAGACAUUAACCCUUCCUUUCUCCUUACAGAUGUUGAUGCAUCUGCUGUCUGCUUCCAGCACCUGCAUUCCUUUUCAUUCUCUUUUCUGUUUACAGUAUGUUAAUUUUGUGAUGGGAGGUACUUCUUCUGAAAUGUAACCUUUUUUGCAUAACUCCCAAGUGAUGGAGGGGAAAGCUUCAUGCCGUUUGUUAAUUUAACAUCGGUCCAGGGUGAAGCAGCAGGUGCUCUACAUGGUUUUACUUUUAAUUUAACUGUUGUUAAAAACAAAAUGACAAACAGCAUGAGGCAAUUUAGAAAAAAAUUGACUCAUGGACACUGUCAUCUGUUACAUCCAAAAAUCCAAGGGAAAAAUCAGAGGGGCGAUCGUCCAUUUGACGGACUAUUGUCCUUAAUCACAUAUCACCCAGCAUCUCCUCUCUUAUGGGUUGUCACUAACUGAAACUGUGGGGGUAAUUUUAACAUAACUGCCUGAUGGGAAUCCCAAGGGAUCCACUGCAACAUCGAUUUUACACCCCCCCACCCCCUCUAACCCAUCCCCAAAUUUCUCGUUCAGUUCAGUUGAGAGCGAUACUGACCAGGGGUGUAAAACCAGCAUUGUCAUGAUGACCGAGUUAGGUUAAAAUUAUCCCUGUGUGGUUCAACUGCCUGAUAUCAGUGGGAUCCAUUUCAGGCUCUGGGCCUGAAGAUAGGACCAGGAUGAGACCAUUUAGCCCCUCAAGGCUGUUCUGCCAUUCAGUGAGCUCAUGGCUGAUCUGCAAUGACUCCAUAUACUCACCUUUGUCCCAUAUCUUUUAAUAGGGUUUGUUAACAAAAAUCUCUCAAUCUCAGAUUUAAAAUUAACAAAUGACAUGGCAUCAACUUCCAAAUUUCUUCUAUGCUUUGUGUGUAGAAGUGUUUCCUAAAUUUACUCCUGAAAGACCUGGUCUGAUUCUUUAGACUAUGUUCCCUAAUCCUGUACUCUCCAACCAUUGGAAAUAAUUUCUUUCCCUCGACUCCUAUCAGUUCUCCUUAAUAUCCUGAAAACUUUGAAAUCACCCCUACCCUUCUAAAUUUCAAGAAAUACAAUCCUAGUUUGUGCAAUCUCUUCUCACAAUUUAACCCCUGUAGUUUUAAAGACUUAAUUUUUUUUUUAUUCUGGUUGGAUUUAGCCUCCAUUUCCGUGUGAUGUGGGCAUCACUGGCUAGGUCAGAAUUUAUUGCCUAUCCCUAACUGCCCUUGAGAAGGUGGUGGUGAGUGCUGUCUUGAACCGCUGCAGUCCAGAGGGGCCUUAUCUUGCCAUUGGCCCGAGCACACCGAGCAAUUCAGAACAUUGCAGAAGUCACAGCUCCGGUGUCCUCUAUCCAAUGUGCCAUAAUGUGUGGGCGGCGGGGGGGGGUUGGCUACAUGAUACAAUGGUUGGAUUGAUCAUGGCACCCUUGCUGUCAGUGCUGCUUUGAAUCCACCAGUGCAUAUUGUGGAUUGCGAGCAAAUACCAUGUAAGACUCUUCCGCAAGCAUUUCCUAAACUCCAAUCCAAGUCUUGAGCACAUAAUCUAGGCUGGCUGUACAGUAGUUUGUGGGGUGCGUCUUUGUCAGAGAUUAGGUGUUAAUCUGCCCAAGAUUCAGUCAGACAUUAAAGACCCCUUUAUUCAAAGAAUACUGAAGUUUUCCCCGUGCCCCUGGUCAAUAUUCUUCUCUAAACCAACAUUGCCAGAGAGUGAUUUAUCUGGUCGUUCACCUCAAUGCCACUUUCGUGAUCUUGCUGUUCACAAAAUGGCUGACGAACAUACCCACUUCAUAAUAACUUACUAAUGUAGUAUGUUUAGCAAUUCAAUCAGUUCAGCAUGUUUCUGAGCGAGAUUGAGGUGUUACAAAAAAACAAGCCCUAGCAUUUGGUUGACAUUUAAGCACUUCCCCUAUGUUAAUGCAUUGAGUACGUUUGCCUGGCUGUUGCGCAGAAAUUUACAUUGAACUUGUGUCUCAGCUGAUUAGCGCUUAACUGGGGAUUGGUCCCAAUCCCCUUUGCCAUCAUUUUUAAUGUAUUGACAAUGUAUCACUGCUUCUACUCAUCUCUCUGACAGGCAAUCUAUAUAUACAGAGUCAGAGGGGUAAAAGCUGUUGACAUAAAACUGUUUCAUCAGGCAACAGAGAGAUCAUUAAUGGCUCAGCCUCACUCCCCAAUUCUUUAUGAAAUGCUGAUCAAUCAUAGUUAUCUCAAACGCCCAUGGGAUGACUUGACCAUAUGUUCCAAAAAAGGACACGGCUCAAGCUUUGGAAACUUCUCCCUCCCUCGCUCAGUGUUUUGGUGAUUGUAAUGACUUAACUUUCAAAGGAGCAAGAUUUGGUCUAAUGAUCCUAGAGGUUUCCAUUAGAAUUCCAAUUUCUGGGCAUUUAGUAUGUAUCAGUAACUUUGUGCUCGAUUCACUAGUUCAGCUCACAUAUCAACGAGCUGUACCCAAUAGUAAACCAAUGGUAUAAACCAUGGCAAAAUUAACGAAUUGCCCAAACCCUUUUUUUUUGUUGGAGAACUCCUGAAUUUUGGGCAAAAUAAAGGACAAAAGGGCAAACCUUUUGUUAUUAGUGUAGUCUUAAGGCUCAGAGGGAAAGAGAGAGCAAAAUUAAGCAAUGUCGAGGAAGACUAUUAGAGAUUAUACAUUAAAGGCAAAAUCUAUUCGUGUACCUGUGCUCAUGAGAUGUUCAGACCAUUGACAUUGCAGUCUGCUGCACAGUGUUGUGUUUGGGUGCUGUCAGAAUGCCCAGUGCCCUCUGUCAUGCUGUAGUCGUAAUCAUUCCUGGUAAGUGAAUAAAACACACAAUGCUUUUUCUUUCCAAUGUCCUGGCUUGAAUUUUCUAGUUUCUGUUUUGUAGACUGUAUUUAUUUCUGUGAUGGUUAUUAAGAUGCCGAUGGCUGUUCUUUUUACAUAGUCCAAGAAUUUGUAUUUUUUUUCCCCUCCAUUAAAAUCCUUACUGUACCUAAA